This is a messenger RNA of Trichoderma gamsii, 1524 nucleotides long. RefSeq lists its product as hypothetical. Gene Ontology annotation, cellular component: membrane. Gene Ontology annotation, biological process: transmembrane transport; carbohydrate transport. Gene Ontology annotation, molecular function: carbohydrate:proton symporter activity. The transcript is spliced from 9 exons. Lineage: Eukaryota; Fungi; Ascomycota; Sordariomycetes; Hypocreales; Hypocreaceae. The record is from RefSeq and is a predicted model, not a curated record. Bases 1 to 1524 code for a protein of 507 amino acids.
AUGGGGUUCGACACUGCCAAGACCCGUUUUCGGGGCAAAACUGCCUAUCGCAUGAUGGCAGCCAGUUGUGCGAUGGCAUUUGCACUCUAUGGUUAUGAUGCCGGUGUUCUGGGUGGCGUCCAGAACACCAAGCCGUUUCUAGAUGCCAUCGACAACCCCACCGACGACUUUACGGUUCCCAUGGUUGCAUCUUCAUAUGUGUUGGCUGCUACGGUGAUUUCGGCAUGUGUCUUUUUCAUCGGUAUGCCUCUUGGAAGAAGGGGCUGCAUUCUCCUCGGUGACCUCUGCGUCGUGGUCGGCGCGGCUCUGCAGGCCAGCGCCAUGUCUGUCCCCCAUAUCAUUGUUGCCCGAUGCCUUUGUGGGUUCGGAGUCGGACUUAUUUCUAGCACUGUCCCAACAUACAUGGCCGAGAUGGGAAUCGAAUCCUCCCAGCGAGGACCGGAGGUUGCGAAGCAGUGCGCUUGGCUCAUCACCGGUAUUGCCAUCGCGUACUGGGUUGACUUUGGCUUCACUCGUAUGGAUAAUCAGCUUUCUUGGCGAUUUCCCAUUGCCUUCCAGGCUGUUUUUGCUGCAGCAUCCGGUCUCCUCCUCUGGCUUCUGCCGGACACUCCGCGUUGGUACUAUGCGCGUGGGCGCAUAGAUGAAGGCGAUGCGGUUCUUGCUCUUCUUCACGACUUACCCACGGAUAGCGAGAAGGUCCAGCAACAAAAGAACGAAAUCCUGACGUCACUCGCCCUGGAGGCUGAGGACGAGAACAAGCUUGACUGGAAGAGCCUCCUAUUCUGGGACAAGACAGAACUGCGAGCUGGUCGCCGCAUCCGUAUCUCUUUCCUUAUUCUUUCUAUUCAACAAAUGAUGGGCAUCAACAUGUUGGUGUAUUACAGCACUAGAAUCUUCGCGAACAUUGGUCUCUCCCCCUUCCUGGCACAACUCCUGGCUGCGGUCAUGAACACCUUGUUUGCCGUCGGGACCUACUUCACCCCUGGCACAAUUGAAAAGUUCGGUCGCCGCCCAAUUAUGAUAUGGACUGCAUUGGUCUGUGGUCUAUCCAUGAUGCUGUUCGUUAUUAUGAUCGGUCUCCCCCAUCAAACCUCAGCGACACAGUGGACUGCUGUCGCGGCUGUCAUUGUAUACAACUUCUCCUACGGAUACGGCUGGGUAGGCUGCCCGUGGCUCUAUGGCCCCGAAAUCGCACCUCUCCGAUACCGUCACAUCAGUGGUGCCGCUGGUUCGCUCGGAGAAUGGUUGUUCUCUUUCAUCACUGUAUUUGCUGGUGGCAUCGGAGUGGACAGGACAGUUUGGAAGAUCUGGGUCUGGCAGAUCAUUGCUUGCUUUGGAGUCAUCCCGUUCGUCUACUAUAUGUGCCCUGAGACCAAGGGUAAAAGUCUCGAGGAAAUUGAUAGCUUAUUCGCAGUACCUGGAUAUUAUCACUCAGCUGGAGCACAGGAGAAAGCCAUACAAAAUGCUGAAACCAUCAGCAACACGUCGCAUCUUGAUGUUGUAAUCGAUGAAAAGAGAGACUAA